AGAAGUUCUACUUCUUUUCAACAUCUCCACGGCCACACAGCAGCCCGACUACUAGACAAAACGGUGGAAGCACCUCCAAUCAUAUUGCCUGGAGCGGCUCUACUUUCCCCCAUAAUCAUACUAGCCGUCAGUUGUUGCAGUUGUCAUAGGCACUACAUAACUGUCGUUUCUUCUAUCGAGACGGAACUCCUGCGCCUAGGUUUUAUUUGAAUCUACUAGUAGCUGACGACCUUCAUUAUCGUUCUGAGUGUUGACCACAACUAAGUAUUUGAAGAUACUACGCCUUGUUGUACAAUUUGUUCACUGAAGAACUCGCACAUUACAUUCAAUUUUCUGCCCUCCCUGCUCUUCGCACACCUCUACUAGACCAAACUAAGUAGACCUGAUUCCGAGAAAUUAUAACUACUUGAAAAAAAUGAAGAUGCUGCUCCCCUGUACAAUUUCCUCGCGCUUUUCUUGUUCGUACCCGGCAGCUCGCCUGCGUCACGCUGUUUUCGUGGCGAUGGCCUUCGCAUGCUUUUCUCUGUCCGUCCUUGGUCCUGUUGCGCACGCACUCCAGCUUCAGGCACGACCGAGUCGGGACGGGCAGGAACCUUUCUUGCAAGUGCACGCGGCUCCUUCUGGUGCUCCCGGCGGUGGUGAAGAUGGUGGACGGGGUGUAGUAUUCUCUGCCAAAAUGUCUGUGUCAGAGUCCUGCUCGUCUGGAAACUCACUACUAUAAACUGUUUUUAGUUGGCGUUGGUCGUGAAGAGCGGUAAAGUACGCACAGGGGGUUAUAAGCAUGAAACAUUUUUUCCCGUCUGUGUCCUGCACCUGCUGGAAAAUAAGUAUUUCGAAUUACAAUUUGCGUUUUUGCACGACAGGCAUAAGGGGUAUCCUAUUAUUUUAUCAAUGACAAAGGAAGCUAAGAAAUGUAUCUAGGCAAGCGUGACGAAAUUUGCGAUCUUCCUGACCCAGACAUGCUUGCAGUGGAUAUGAUUCAGGUCCAAGCACAGACGGAAUCCCCCCGGCGGUCGCGGCUGUGCGCGCCAGUGAAGAGGCCCUCCAGGGCGGUGAACGAUGUCUCAUCUGCUUUGAUGACGGAAUUCCGGCACACCGCAUGAAGCAAAUGUGUAGAGCAGUGACAAGCGCCGGAGACCCGAAGCCACAUUUUGUAUGCGUGGAUUGUGUAUCCUGUGCAAAAGUAUCGUACUCCUCGUACUAAUUGCAAUCAUGCAUAACAAAUCUUGUUUCUUAGCAAAAUCAGCAUUACAAAUUCCAUUUUUCCUUCUGGAAAAAUUUGUGUUGCGAUUUAUACUACCUAGUGCGAUACUGUUGCAAUGCAUAUUGUGCACAGCAGUGGGUCAGGCAGUAG
Molecule: messenger RNA, 1354 nt
Organism: Amoebophrya sp. A120
Lineage: Eukaryota; Dinophyceae; Syndiniales; Amoebophryaceae
Source: the annotation of a GenBank genome assembly